GCGCCGGCGUAUCCAUAAUAAUCCGGUAUAGAUGUAUACUGGUAUAGUGUACACUGCGCCUGUCCCUCCGCGUCGUCGGGCGAAUAUUGAUCGGCGGACAGCUCCCCCGCCGCCGAACUCGACGCGCUCGGCCAGUCAGUGGUGUUUUUUCCAGCAGCCGCGACGCUCCGGGCUCCGCUCGACAUAGCCUCGUCCGCGCGACUCAAGCAUCCAGACGACGACGACGGCGAUGACGGCCUGACGGCGGGAGGAGCGAGGACGCCGCGCAGCCGAGCCGUGGACAAGAGCGACAGGCAGAAGAGCGCGCGAGUCUGGCCGAGUGAAAGCGAGGGGAGCCGAGAUUGUCCGCUGACAGCUCGAGGAGGCUGCUCCGGUCCCUCGAGUCGACGAGGCCGACGAGGAGAGUAGCGCGCGAGUACCACACCUAGCUCGCGCCGGUUCCAUGUUGCGCGCUGCACGCUCGGCCGAAGAGGAGGAGGAAGGCGGAGAAGAAUAAAGCGGCUGUGUAAAACGCAUCGAUCGCUGGGAACUCGUCCUCGCUCCGGAUUCCGCAGUCCCGCCGCUACAGGACCGUAUCUCGAAUGCGAAAGGAGCUCCUCCGGCCGCGGAGCAGUGCAUCAGCAUGAGUCUGCUGUCGUCGUCCAUCGGCAGGGUUCGCUGUCUCGCGGACGAGGAGGCCGAUCACAACAUGCUUCAGGAUCUCCAGCUGGCUGCGGAGCUCGGCAAGACGCUGCUGGAGCGCAACAAGGAGCUCGAGAAUUGCAUAAAGAUCCACCAGUGCACGAUCGACGAUCAGGCGCAGGAGAUAGAGUAUAUGAAAAAGCAGACCGCCGCUCUGAGAGAGGUCAACGAUUCUCGGCUGAAGAUCUACGAGCAGCUGGAAGUCAGCAUCCAGGACCUCGAGCGGGCCAAUCACAGGCUGGCUCUCGAGAACGCCAACGACAAGAAGCAGAUAAAGAGUCAGUGCUCGACGAUCGACACACUCGAGGCUCGCGUCGACGAGCUGCAGAAGAAGUGCGACGACCUGAACAAACGGCAGGAGGCUCUGCUGCGCGAGCAGCAGGCGCGGAACGAGCUCUCCGUCGCCAAAGCGAGCGCCGCCCCGAGCGCGCAGGUCAACCUCGCGAGGACGGCUCCCACGCGCGAUGGCAGCACGCAAAAUAUGGCUGUGUCACCGAGGAGAAUCAGUCCGGAUAUGCAGGAGGCCCAGGUCCAGCAGCCGGCGACGGCGAUGGCCAGCGAGGAGGACGUGACGAAGCUGCUGCAGCAGCUGCAGGAGGCGCGAUCCCAGAGGGCCCGCGAGCAGAGGAAGGUGGCCGAGCUCAGCGAGCAGAUGGACGCCAUCCUGCAGGAGCACGCGCACAUGGAGGAGCAGCUCGGCCACUGGAAGUCCAAGGCCGAGGACAUGAAGAAUCUCCAGGACGAGAUCAACACGCUCGAGGAAGUGAGACAGGGCCACCUGUGCGGCCGCUGCCUGCGCGGCACCGACUCCCGCGCCCAGGACGAGCUCUCGGUCAUGCUGGACCAGGAGGACGACGAGGUCAGUCUCGCCGAGUCGUUCGCCGAAUCGCUCCGCGACGUCGACAGCACACUCCAGGAACUCAGCAGCAAAUCCGAGCUCGUCGAGGAGGAGAGCGGAAAUCCGUACCGGGUGUUAGUGGAGAAGUACGAGGCUCUGCUGAAGGUCCAGCAGCACCUGGCCUGCCAGCGGCGCAAGCCCAGCAGCGCGUCGGCAGCGGCCCCGGGCCCGGCUGCCCCCGCGGUGGCGGCGGCGGUGGCGGCGGCGGCGGCCAUGUCCCUGCAGGAGGAGCUGCAGAUGUCCGGCGAGUUCGGCGCGUUCAGCAGCGGCCACGAGGCGCAGAGGGCGCGCCGCCCGAGGAAGCCCUUCGCCGGCACGCCGACCGACUUCUCCGAGGCGGAGACCACCUCCUCCUCGGGCUUCAGCGACGAGACGAGCAACAAGGCCACGCAGACCGAGGGCCGGCCCGGCUCCUUCCUCUGCUCCAUCGCCGACGGCGAGGACUGCAAGUUCAGCAUCUACGACGACAGCAGCACCUUUGACGGCCGCUUCCACCAGACGCCCGAGUACCGCAAGCUCUUCAGCGAGAUCUUCGAGGUUCUGAAGCGCGCGGCCGUCGCCAAGGACGAGGGCACCCAGCUACCCCUCCUCGGCGACGACUCGCCGACCUCGGCCAGCGGGCUGCUCACCCCCAAGGCCGGGAACUGCGACGGCUCGAUGCUCUCGGUCCUCGAGGACGCGCCGAGCGAGAUGACCGACGACACGCGCAGCAUCGUCUCCCUAGCCGUUUCCGAGCCCGUCUUUCGCGUGCACACGCCCGUCCUCGUGGCUCCAUCGCGCAAGCAGCAUCAGGAGGAGGCCUGCCGAAACGGCGGCGGCGACCACUGCCACGACGCGACGCGGGCCACGCCGGAGGGCAGGAAGCCGGCGCCCCUGCACGGCAACACGAGGCGACAGCCCCUCGAGUACCUCUCGGUUCAGGUGCGCAAGAAGACCUCGGCCAAGAAGUCGCGGCGCCUCCAGUCCGGCGGCGAGACGUCGCCCGGCGCAGCGGCCGACGUCAUCCCGACGCCGAACCCUCGCGUCGUCCAGCUCAGGUCUGGGAGCCGGCGCCGCUUUCGGCCGCUCCAGGCCUCCGACGUGACGGACGGAUUCGUCUGGAACGGCAACACGACGCACUUCUACCCGAGCAAGUCGCCGCGCGCUCGACAGCAGCAGCAGCAGCAGCAGCAGCACCCGGGCUCCGCGACGGAAGCCGGGACCGAAAGCUACAAGCGCGGCACCGCUUCGGAAGAGGUCGCCAAGCUCCGCAGACUCGAGAUGUCGUACGCGGAGGUACUGCGCAUGCCAAAUAAGUCGAAAGGGAGCGGCGGCGACGGCGGAUCGAGGCACCGCAAGAACGACUAUCAUCAAUGAGUGAACAACUGAUGAUCCGAGGCGCCUCUCUCUCUCUCUCUCUCUCUCUCUCUCUCUCUCUCUCUCUCGAGUCGAGUAUGCGAUGCAAACUGUAGCUGCAGUAUACUCCCUAUUCUCUCGUCAUCCGUCGCCAGCUAUCCAUCCUCUUCUCUCAACUUGCCCGCACCUAACCUUAUACUUACUUUGCGAGCGUAAACGAGAGAUUAUAUUGUUCGAACGAGAGUUGCGGGAGUCUGAUUCAGUAUUGACGGCUCGCUCGCCAUUCAGGAAUCCCGCUUUGUAAAUACAGAUACCUGCUGCUGAGUUCGAAUCUGGUAGUCUUUUAGUAUUUAACGAGAAAAAGUGGUGUAUAACGAUAAAUUUUUAGAUAUAUUUUGUAUCUUGUAUGUCUUUUAUUCCCGAGGACGUGUAUAUGCUCCGUCGGCAGUAAGGUGGAUGAGAAUCAUUGUAAUUUGUAAUCGUCAAAAUUUGCACACGCGCGCGCGCGCGCUCACACACACUUACCUAUGUAUUUAUAUAUAAUAUACAUUUGUCUAUACUGAAAACCUUCGAAGAUCAUUGGAGUUUAUGUUUCGAGUGACGUUUUAUGGGACACAACGCGCGCGACAGAGAUUACGGGGAGAACUUUAAAUUACUUAUGUGCCAUUAAAUAUUUAUAAAUUACAAUCAAGUUCAUAUGAUCUUACUUACAUACGAUUAUUGCUCGUUGGAUUGUGUAUUUGUAGGUCUUUGCCUAAUUCGUCAAGUAGAGCGCAUGUAGACUUUAGCUUUUGUAUUCUACAGGUACGGACUACAAUGUUGUGAUUGUCUUCAACAAAAUUAAUAUUUACACACGCACACACACACACACACACGCAUACAUACAUAUAAUAAACAUACAUAAAAAUGAAAAACACAAGUAAAUAAACUCUUUACCAGAAAGCUGCAACAUUAAA
Messenger RNA from Nasonia vitripennis (jewel wasp), 3870 nucleotides. RefSeq lists its product as uncharacterized. The transcript is spliced from 7 exons. The record is from RefSeq and is a predicted model, not a curated record. Bases 623 to 2935 code for a protein of 770 amino acids. Lineage: Eukaryota; Metazoa; Arthropoda; Insecta; Hymenoptera; Pteromalidae.